This is a messenger RNA of Rhopalosiphum maidis (corn leaf aphid), 1806 nucleotides long. RefSeq names its product cysteine protease ATG4B-like. The record is from RefSeq and is a predicted model, not a curated record. The transcript is spliced from 9 exons. NCBI's taxonomy places the organism in Eukaryota, Metazoa, Arthropoda, Insecta, Hemiptera, Aphididae. The coding region runs from base 1 to 1209 and encodes 402 amino acids. Gene Ontology annotation, molecular function: protein-phosphatidylethanolamide deconjugating activity.
AUGGAUUGGAAGCAAAUAAUUCAAAAACAUAGUCGUAAGAUCUUGAAUAGAAUAAGUAUGGACUUGAUGUUAGAAGCAUACUUGACUCACGAAUCAAGCCUCAUGGAUUUAGAAGAUAUACCACAGACAGUUGAUCCUGUAUGGAUACUGGGAAAAAAAUAUAGUACAGUUAUUGAUAUACAACAAAUUCGGAAUGAUAUCCAAUCCAGAUUAUGGUUUACUUAUCGGAAAGGUUUUCUUCAAAUUGGUAAUACAAAUUUCACCUCUGACAGAGGUUGGGGAUGUAUGUUACGCUGUGGACAGAUGGUUAUUGGUCAAGCUUUAAUUUUUUUACACCUUGGAAGAGAUUGGCGUUGGGACCCAGAUAAGAGGGAUAUAGAUUACUUAAAAAUUUUAAGAAUGUUUGAAGAUAAGCGAUCUGCACCCUAUUCAAUUCACCAAAUAGCUCUUAUGGGUGUAUCUCAUGGUAAGCAAGUUGGUGAAUGGUUUGGUCCAAAUACAAUCGCUCAAGUGUUAAAAAAACUAGCCACUAUGGAUGAAUUAAGUUCUCUUGUUUUUCAUGUAGCAUUAGACAACACACUAGUCAUUAAUGAAGUCAAAAAAUUAUGUACUGUGAUGGAACAAACUAAUUCUAGUAAACAAAUUUGGAAACCUUUGGUACUAGUAAUACCUCUACGUUUAGGUAUAAGUUCAAUAAACCCUGCUUAUGUUCAAGGUGUUAAGAUGUGUUUCACUUUCCCUCAGUCGUUGGGUGUGAUUGGUGGAAGACCAAACCACGCUUUAUAUUUUAUAGGUUUCGUAGGCAAUGAUGUAAUAUUUUUGGAUCCACAUACGACACAGCAAAUAGGAAUGCUGCCGAACAAAGAUAUAGAAACCGAACAUAAAAUUGAUCAUUCGUAUCACUGCCAACAAAUUAACCGAUUACCAAUCCUUAACAUGGACCCAUCACUUGCUGCCUGUUUCAUGUGCAAGACUGAAAACGAUUUUAAUGCACUAUGUAAUGAGCUAAAAGUACAUCUAGUGCAAUCUGAUCAAUCACCGUCACAAUCACUUAUUACUAUAUGUGAUGACCGACCAUCCGAUUGGAUGUUGGAUACUUCUGGAAAUCUAUCCACAUCAUCUGAAAAUGUUGCCGUGUCAUUAUCAGAUUUGGAACUAAACGAUAAAAAAUUGUUAACUGAUUCAGAUGAUGACUUUGAACUAUUGUGAUAUUUAUAUGAACCAAUAGGAUUCUUAAUAAUUCUAAAUAUCUGUAUUUACAUAUGGAAGAUAUACACACAAACAUCGAAAAAUAAUAUUAUGUACUUUUAAAGAGAUUAUGAUCAGUACAAUUUCUGGUUGGGGUCUCAAUGAAUGAUUUGGUUACCCUUCCAAUUAAAUGUUCUUUUAUUAUUUUUAUUAUUAUUAUUAUUAAUUUAUUAUUAGUAUCAGUUAUGUUUUAUUAAAUAUUUUGUUGUAUAACACUUGAAAUAAUAUAAAUUACUAAGUAAUUAUUAAACUUGUUGAAAGACCGGUGAUGUGCAAAUCUUUAUUUUAAGAUUUUUUAAAUGAUCAUUGAUUUUGUUAUUUAAUUUUCAUAUAAUUUAUAUAGGAAACUAUUACAGUUUAAAAGCCCUUAAUGUUAAACUAGUCUGUUAUGUUUAAUUUCUCAUAUAUAUGUAUACUAAACUACACAAAAGAAAAAAAAACAAGAUUAGGUUAAAUUUAUUAUUAUUUUGUCCCAAAUAACCUUACUUUAUUAUUUGUAUGUUAUAUGUUUGGUUACUAUACAAUCAAUCAUUGUUUAAUUUGGCUCCUGUAUAGCAA